AUGGUUAACAAAGACUAUUAUGCUAUAUUAGGUGUAAGUCGAAUAGCUACUACUGAUGAAAUUAAACGUGCAUAUAAACAAAAAGCAUUACAAUAUCAUCCGGAUAAAAAUCGUGAUGAUGUUGAUGCUGAAAAAAAAUUUACAGAUAUUCGAGAAGCUUAUGAAUUAUUAUCGGAUUAUUAUAAACGUUCAUUAUAUGAUCGAUUUGGUUCAAAUGAUAUUCGAAAUUAUUAUUUCAAUACGGAUUCUCAUACUAAUUUUCGUCAUUCAUUUUCAACCGAUAAUUCUCAUUCAUCAUUUGAUAAUAAUUCAACAUAUGAUCCAUUGAAUACUUAUUUAAUACGUUCUAAAGAUCCAACAACAUUCUUUGAUUUAUAUGUUACAUUAGAAGAAAUUAAUAAAGGUACAACAAGAAAAUUAAAAAUAACACGUAAACGAUUUAAAUCUGAACUUAAUAUAGCUGUUAAAGAUGAAAAAGUUCUUGAAAUUCAAAUAAAACCUGGUUGGAAAGAAGAUAUUCCUUUAAUUGAUUUUGGUCCUUUUCUUAAUGGAACACAUGAAGAUCGUCAAAAAGUAUCAUCAGAAAUAGGUGAUGCUUGUCGUAAUGUUGGCUUUUUUUAUUUAUCAAAUCAUGGUGUAUCAUCAUCACUUAUAGAACGUGUUUAUGAACAAGCGAAACAUUUUUUUUCUCAAUCAAUUGAAGAUAAAAUGAAAUUAUAUAUUGGUUCAUGUCCAUAUAAAAAUAAUCGAGGUUAUACACCUAUGUUUGAAGAAAAAUUAAGUCUUAAAGGUGAUCUUAAAGAAGGUUUUGAUUUAGCGAUGGAAUUACCAGCAGAUGAUAAAGAUCGUAUAGAACGAGGUGCUUCUUUAUAUGGACCAAACUUUUGGCCUGAGAAUCUCCAAGGAUUUCGUGAAUGUAUUUAUGAUGAAUAUUAUUUAACAAUGCUUUCUCUUGGUCAUCAAGUAUUAGAAGCAUUUGCUUUAUCUCUUCAUUUACCUUCAACUUAUUUUAAAGAUAUUUGUCAAAAACCAAUGGUAACUAUGCGUCUUCUUCAUUACCCUCCACAACCAAUUAUUAUUGAUGAAGAUCAACUUGGUUGUGGUGCGCAUACUGAUUAUGAAUGUUUUACACUUCUUUCUCAAUCAAAUCAAUCUGGUCUUCAAGUACUUAAUAGUAAAGGAGAAUGGAUUAAUGCUAAACCUAUUCCAAAUACAUUUGUUGUUAACAUUGGUGAUCUUAUGCAACGAUGGACAAAUGAUCAAUUUAAAUCGACAGUGCAUCGUGUUAUUAAUACAAGUGGAACAACACGUUAUUCAAUACCUGUCUUUUUUGGACCCGAUUAUUUUGCUGAAAUUAAAUGUUUAAUUAAUAAUGAAAUAGCAAAAUAUGAACCAGUUAUUGCCGGAAAAUAUUUAACACAAAGAUUUGAUGAUACUUAUCAUUAUAGACAAAAAGAUGCUACGUCUUCAAUCUAA
Rotaria sp. Silwood1 is the source of this 1476-nucleotide messenger RNA. The record is from the annotation of a GenBank genome assembly. Lineage: Eukaryota; Metazoa; Rotifera; Eurotatoria; Philodinida; Philodinidae.